Messenger RNA from Anopheles funestus (African malaria mosquito), 1622 nucleotides. RefSeq lists its product as uncharacterized. The coding region runs from base 319 to 1329 and encodes 336 amino acids. The record is from RefSeq and is a predicted model, not a curated record. NCBI's taxonomy places the organism in Eukaryota, Metazoa, Arthropoda, Insecta, Diptera, Culicidae. The transcript is spliced from 5 exons. Gene Ontology annotation, molecular function: DNA binding.
AUUUAUGAUUUUAUGCUAGUGCACACCCAACUCAAGGAGUUUCCCCUUUCAUAUUUAAAAUAAAAUAUAAUCACAUUUAUUUAAUAUUGGUCACUUUAAAUUGCAGAAGGAGCUAACGUUUCUCUGCAUACCUUGUGUGCAACAGAUGUCAUCUGUCAAAAUACGCGCUCCGUUUGUUUGGUUUUGGUUCGCACAACCGAAUAAUGAAUUAGUUAAAAUAUUACAAACUUUCGUCGUAUUAUGUACUCUGCUUCAUCAACCCUUCUGUUGGAGUGUUUAAAGUUCAAUCCUAUUUAUGAUCAGAUGAUUUAAAAAAUCAUGCCGAGUCAACUACAAUCCAAUGCCAUAGUGUGGCUGUACUUCACUAAUGACACGGUUGCAAAGAAAGGCAAAUGUGUGUUCUGUGAACAGUUGAUAAGCUACGAAAAAUCAACUUUUUCCAAUUUAACCAGACAUCUGAAGAGGCGGCAUCCGGAUGUGUUGAAAAACGGCGAUAAAAGACAUCUUGUACAACCCCGGGUGCAUUAUGUGUGGAACUAUUUCGAGAAAGAGUCGGACACGAGGGCAAAGUGUGUGCGAUGCCAAACGUACAUUUCCUGUCCAAAUAGUGCUGUGGGCAAUUUGAUACGACAUAUGAGAUGUAAGCAUCCCACUAUACCGAUGGAGAACCAAUACGAAUUCAUCCAACAAGAAGAAGAUAGACUGUACGACGAACCACAUUCCCUCUCUGACGCGAUUGAAGAAACCUUCAAAGGACCAUCGUCUUUGAAUGAAUCGGACCUUGAAAUGGAGACGAAUCUUAAUGCAAUCGAAAUGAUGCCGGAUAAUCGUGAGGGUUCCGUGAAAAUUGAAUACGUGAACACAAAUCGUAAAAUUAACGAGGACGACCAAGAAGAAGUGAUUGAAGAGAUCGUUCACGAAGCACAAACACACCCAGAUGUUGAUAUGGAAUGCCGUAACGAUACGGAUACUACUAGCCAGUUUCUAAACCAAAGCGGCGGCCUUUCAUACAUACAGGCAAUUCAAAAAUCGAAACAAGUUUCACAGCAGGAGGCGUCCAUAAAAUCCAACCGGCACGAAUCAAUUGCGGCAAUACGCACAGAUGAAGGUUCGAUAGGCCAGCACAAUUUUCUGAAAAGUAUAAAAGACGCCAAUGUGCGAUCUGCUGCCUAUGCGACCAACAUAGCGCUGGAGCUGGAAAGCCUACAGCCAAGGCAACGAAUAGUAGCGGAGAAGCUAAUAUCAGAUGUAUUGUUCAAUGCAAAGUUAGAAAACUUGACGGAACAUUCUAUGGUUCUGGCGAAGUUAAUCCACCCUACCAUUAAGUAGUAACAUAUAGGUAAUUCUAUCGUUAGUAUUGAUGAAGGUUCCACAAAGCUGCACAACAAACGAGAAACUUGGAUUUUUUAUUCAAAUGUGUUUGUAGCGCGAAGCAAGUUCACUCACGAAACAUCGUUUUUGUCUAAGCAGAAACCUUUUGUUUUAAUGCGAAUCUACGAUAGGAUUUUACCUAAUCGAUCCUUUUACGGCAUACAAUAAUCAAUUUCUAUGUACAUAUUUGCACAUGCACUUACGACUACGGGACAAAUAAAUUAAAUAAAAAUUGUAAUUUACAUAUUGAA